Molecule: messenger RNA, 2148 nt
Organism: Nilaparvata lugens (brown planthopper)
Lineage: Eukaryota; Metazoa; Arthropoda; Insecta; Hemiptera; Delphacidae
Exons: 5
Coding region: 349-1146 (265 amino acids)
Source: RefSeq, a predicted model, not a curated record
UAUAAAGAUAGUAGCGCUGCAUGUCAUUUCAGCUAUCUUUUAUUUUAUAUUUUUUUAUUCUUUUUCUUUAAUGCAUUGGAACUUUGAAAGUGUGUUAAAUGUUUACUUAUUAUGUUCAGAUCGUUAAUUUGAUGACAAUUCUGUUAAAUAUUUAACUAUCUAUAUUUUUUAGGAUGAUAUUUUUCAUGUGCUUAACUGUCAAAUUUUGUUUUACUGAAUCGUGAAGCAACAAGAUGAGAAAGAGGUUAUAUCACUAUAUAUGAAAAACCUCUUACAAUUUUUAUCGCUGUUUAACUUUAUAAUGUGACAAAUCAAACCUCUCUGCAUCCUUUCAAUUGAAUACUCAUCAUGGCGCAUCAAUACGCUUCAAUGGUGAGCAAUGAAGCAGCCAAUGUGCGUUUCUACAAUGUGACGCAGCAACAGAUAGAAGUGCUCUGGAUCAACUUUGCAGGCCGCUUGCAACGGUACGUGACACUGGAGGGGGAUGCAUCAGUGGACGUGAACACGUAUGUGAACCACUUGUGGGUGUUUCGUGACACCUUCACACAUACUGAGUAUCUGGCCGACGGUCAGCUGCUGUUCCACGUGACGCCCUCCACACAUCCGUGUCCCUACUUCCGACGUCUGGUCAGGAUCACCUAUCCGCUGCUCACACUCAGCGAGAUCGCUGCCAAUGCUACACGAGCUGAAUUGCCAAUGGUGCUCGCGGACCGUCCGAGACUGGCAGUAUCGUACACGUCGACCGAGGAAGUGCAAGUAGUGUUCAACAACCUGACGCUGAGUGACGUGAACAUUUUCUGGGUGGCACCGGACGGACACCAGACGCUCUACCUAGUGUGCAACAAGCACCAGACACUGUUCGUUCGCACAGUGGUUGGCCACUUGUGGCUCGCAGAGGAGACACUCAGUGGCCGUCGGCUGCUGAUCGACGGCAAGCGACUCUAUGUGGCCACACGGGGCCACUCGGACCGGGGCUCCACACUCGCUCUGCUCGACAUCAGGUCGCCGCUCCACACGCUUGCCGAGCUGGCUCGCAUGGCGCUGCGACGUGCCGUCUAUCUCGCCAGGACGCCUGUGAGACUCGAGAUGCCGGCCACUCUGCUGCGGGACCUUGACCGAGGUAGACCAAGUUACCAAAUUCACUAGUCACCUACUUUAUCCUAUUGGAUAUCCGAUAAAUAUGUAAAAAAAGUUAUUUGUAUGUAUAGAGUGAAAAAUACUGUUUUUUCUACCUGUUUGAUAAAAAACAUGAAAGUGAUGUGCGAAACACUACCAAAGAGUAGAAUGGUUGUAUUUGCGAUCGUAGCGAGCGUUGUCCACAUCACACUGCGUGCUCUGCUCUGCUCUGCGAGAACGUGUCUUUGAACUCGUUGAGUGUGUAAUCACUCGGCGGCACCACCUCUUGUUGCAGGCUCGUGUUCAUGAUCUGUCCAAUAGUUGAUACAGGCUUGUAGGCUGCAUGUCUGCCGUACUUUGAAACCCGUACUCGUCAGGCAUAAUCGAGUCCUGGUGAUUCAUGAAUGAAUGAUGUGCUUCGGACUCAUAAUUCUCGUUUCCAGACAGUUUGGAGGCUGCACCUUUUUUACCAUUAGCGACAUCUGACCUGAGGUAGUCAAAGAAUCCCUCGUAGAUGACAAUGUUAUUUGACUGAGGAAUAAUGUUUUGUAGACCGUAGUGCUUGAAAAGGAAAGCUUGGAACUUUUUAGACGGCUUAUCAAUUGCCAUUUGAUGGGGCAACACAUUCUCCUCAUGAUGCAUAUGUUCAAAUAGUCGUUUUCCAUAUCCUUUACGUUGACUGGACUCGUACACGUACAAGUCCAGAAUGCAGAGAGCUUUUCUUUCAUGUGUCAUGCCCGUCUCAUCAAACAUGUGCAGAUUUUUCCGGUCAACUUUCAAAAGUCCAACAACUGUUCCUUUACCAUUAUUUGAUUCCAGAUCUGCUAGCAGAUAAACGUCAUAGUUGGAAUUCCUUAAUUUCUCUGCACUUGUAAUAGGUUUUAAAAGUGCUUCUGCUUUGGCAGAUGCUAGUCCCAUCGUAUCCAUUAUUUCGGACACAUAACCAAUACAUUUCGCCGCAGCCCUUCUGUCACCGUUGAAAGUAUCUGGAAAAAGAUUUUUAUUAAUCUUUGAUAUGUCACCUCUUAAAAA